Messenger RNA from Mobula hypostoma (lesser devil ray), 2221 nucleotides. RefSeq names its product cytochrome c oxidase assembly protein COX14 homolog. Bases 290 to 466 code for a protein of 58 amino acids. Lineage: Eukaryota; Metazoa; Chordata; Chondrichthyes; Myliobatiformes; Myliobatidae. The record is from RefSeq and is a predicted model, not a curated record. The transcript has 3 exons.
AAGACCAUGGAACACAGGGAAGGCGGAGGAGCACCAGAGAGGGAGGUGUUGGACAAGCAAUGAGAUAAGGUUGGGGGGAAGGGACAUUACUGGAUGUUUGAGAAAUCAAUGUUCAUAUGCCAUCAGGUUGGAGGCCACCCAAACAGAACAUCAGGUAUUGUUCCUCCAACCUGAGUGUGGAUUCGUCACGACAGUAUAGGAGACCGUGGAUAGACAUGUCGGAAUGGUUUGAACAAAGAAAACAAUUCCCUGCUGUCAUAGAAGAUUCACAUUUGAAAGAUUCAUCACCAUGAUGUCCUCCAAGAGACUUGCAGACGUGGGUUACAAGAUGGUCUCUGGCUCGAUGAUAUUACUAACAGCAUACGGUGGCUAUCUCUGCAGUCUCCGUGUCUACCGCUUCUUCCAGAGACAAAAGGCCUUGAAGACAGCAGCUGAAGAUCAAGCCAGUGAAAUAAUAAAAGACUAAAACGCUGCUUGUUUUGUGGAAGUGAGCGGCCCCACUCCCACUCUUUAUGUAAGAAAUGAAUGCUUUAGAUUGUAUAUCCAGCUACAGGAAUUGUGUGAAUCAACAUUAAGAUCUAUUUGUUAUAAAAUGUUAGAAUAAUUCUUCUGGAAAAAAAAAGCUUUGUGUAAUUCAUUUUUUAAAAAAAAAGUUCAGUGGGCUGCUUCUUCCACAGCUUCUGUACAGAAAUGGUUAGGGGCUUAAAUGACCUUGUAUCGUCAGCUUUUGCUAGUUCUCCUAAAGGAAUUUGUUACCACCUCCAGAGGCCAAGCAACAGAUAGAAAGAACUGAAUGUAAGGGGUUUCUUCUUUUAUGUUACUGCGUAGUCUAAUUAAAAUGGCUUCUUUGUUAUGUUAACUGCUGAGAAAGUCCUCCCGCUAGCAGUUUGUUUGGAUCAUGUUCAGAAACAAAGGUUCUGAACUUAAAGAGGGGUAACUUUGAAGGUAUGAGACAUGAAUUAGCUAAGAUAGACUGGCAAAUGACACUUCAAGGAUUGACGGUGGAUAUGCAAUGGCAGGCAUUUAAAGGUUGCAUGGAUGAACUACAACAAUUGUUCAUCCCAGUUUGGCAAAAGAAUAAAUCAAGGAAGGUAGUGCACCCGUGGCUGACAAGAGAAAUUAGGGAUAGUAUCAAUUCCAAAGAAGUAGCAUACAAAUUAGCCAGAGAAAGUGGCUCACCUGAGGACUGGGAGAAAUUCAGAGUUCAGCAGAGGAGGACAAAGGGCUUAAUUAGGAAGGGGAAAAAAGAUUAUGAGAGAAAACUGGCAGAGAACAUAAAAAUGGACUGUAAAAGCUUUUAUAGAUAUGUAAAAAGGAAAAGACUGAUAAAGACAAAUGUAGGUCCCCUGCAAACAGAAACAGGUGAAUUGAUUAUGGGGAGCAAGGACAUGGCAGACCAAUUGAAUAAUUACUUUGGUUCUGUCUUCACUAAGGAGGACAUAAAUAAUCUUCCAGAAAUAGUAAGGGACAGAGGGUCCAGUGAGAUGGAGGAACUGAGCGAAAUACAUGUUAGUAGGGAAGUGGUGUUAGGUAAAUUGAAGGGAUUGAAGGCAGAUAAAUCCCCAGGGCCAGAUGGUCUGCAUCCCAGAGUGCUUAAGGAAGUGGCCCAAGAAAUAGUGGAUUUGAAAGUUGGAGGGGGAGGGGGAGAUCCAAAAUGGAUCUCCCCCUCCCCCUUUCAAAUCCCUUACUCACUCCUCCUUCAGUUAGUCCCGACGAAGGGCCUUGGCCUGAAACAUCGACUGCACCUCUUCCUAGAGAUGCUGCCUGACCUGCUGUGUUCACCAGCAACUUUUGUGUGUGUUGCUGGGAUAGAUGUUAUUCCUUCUGUGUCUGCAAGUUACUGUGAUGCGCAGAUUUUUGGGCAGAAGGUGGGAAAUGGAGAGAGAGAAUAGACCAGCUGCUGAGAGUCUGCUAAGGGGGUCAGACCCCGAGCAGGAGUCCAAGGUCCAGGGUGUCCGGUGAGGAGACGGAGAUGGACUCAUGUGGAGCAUCAAGUCGACCACCAUUGUUGGUCCCAGGCGGCAGGUCGAGUUGGUCUGAGGGGUCACAGGGUGAAGGAGGAGGGUCCUGAGCUCCAACUGUUUGUGCACGAAGAGAUUGAACUUUGAUAAGUGUGGUGCCUUUUAUAUUUUAUCCAUUAAUUAUAUAGUUCCAGUAUUAUCUACAAACUAACUCAUUUAAUUGUAUUUGGUGUAUUGUCUGUUAUUUGGGUGGGACGGGG